Messenger RNA from Chilo suppressalis (striped riceborer), 2963 nucleotides. Lineage: Eukaryota; Metazoa; Arthropoda; Insecta; Lepidoptera; Crambidae. The record is from the annotation of a GenBank genome assembly.
CUAGGCUUGUUGAAAAUAUAUCGAUGUAUCGAUAUAUCGAUAUUUUUUGUUCGAUAUAUCGAUAUUUUUUGCCGAUAUAUUUUGAUUCGAUAUAUCGAUACAUCGAUACAAAAUAACCAAUAUCGAAAUUCGUAUCAAAAACGAUAUUUUUUUAAUUAUUAGCGGCAUAUCACGAUCUAACUAAAUUCGUAUCUGGAAAAAUCGUAACUGGAUCUCAGAUUAAUGAUAUUCAACAUACCUAUGAUCUGUGCUGUAUUUAGUAUUGUCUAUGUCAUCAUUCGAAAAUAGGGUCUAUUUUUAGGGAGAUAAUUUUCGUUCCAUUAUUAUUCCGCGUGUCAUAUUUCGUGAGCUUCUGUACGAUAUUUUUGAGAAAAUUGGUCCGAUAUAUCGAUAUAUCGAUGUUUUUUUCGCGAUAUAUCGAAGCCGAUAUUGAUAUUUUUUAAAAUAUCGAUGUAUCGAUAUAUCGAUAUUUUUUUCAACUUUCGACAUCCCUACAAGCGUCGUGGCGCGGUGGCGCGUCACGCGUGCAGAUUCUGCCAAUCGGCACGUAGGCGCGGGUAGUUCCGCGGGCGGGGGCGCUAUAGCGCCGCAGUCCCGCGCGCGUGUUUGAGCCGAUUCGCCCACUGGCAACGCGUCCCGAUGCGUAGCGCAGAUCACGCGGUACCGCGCUGCAGUUGAUGUAUCAUCCAAUCCAGAUGCAUAAGGCAAACAUUUUGACAAUUUGCAACAACAGACUUUGGUCAUCAACAAGCAUUUUUUCAAGUCUUCUUACAAAGAUUACAGUAAAAUAACACUACCUUCUGGUGGUGCUGUUUCGAUGAGUGAGGUUCCAGAGCUCCGCAGGAUAGGGUGACUACUCUGACCUUUGGGUCAGGGUAGGCAAUGGAGUUUUACUUGAGAAAUUGAUGUUCACGUGUGCGCAUAAUAUAAAAAAUAUUUACAUACUAAUAAAACCUACGGAUGGGCAGAGUAUCGACGAAAAAAUGUCAAAAUUCUUUGAUUCAAGGGCAUUCGAAAGAUUACGUGAACAUAACCCAAACUUCAGAUCGAAGAUAAUACCUCUAACUGGCGACAUCACGAAGAAAUCUAUUGGUCUCAGUGAAAAUGACAUCUUUAUUCUUCGUAAAGAGGUAUCUGUAGUCUUUCAUUCAGCGGCGGAUACUUCCUUCCAACUGAGUUUGAGUGAAGCCAUUAUUAUUAAUACAAAAGCUACUGAGGAACUUUUGAAAAUCUGCAAAGACAUGCAUCAAUUGAAAGCUUUUGUAUACGUAUCAACUGCUUACAGUAACUGCAAUAGACCUAUUAUUGACGAAAAAGUAUACCCUACCGAUGUGAGCCUGGAAACAGUAUAUGAACUGCUAGAGUAUUCCAAGAGUGACAAAUUGAUUGAAUUUUUAUUUAAUGGAAGACCGAACGCUUACACAUAUUCGAAGGCUCUUUCGGAAGAACUAGUACAGAAUUACGGCAACAUCAUACCAUCCAUCAUCAUCCGUCCUUCAAUUAUCACAUCGUCAAUAAAGGAGCCGUAUCCUGGUUGGUUGAGUGGGUGGAAUGGCCUAAAUCAAGUGAUUCUAUCUGGUAUGAAGGGAUACCUGAGAUGUUGGUUUGCGGAUGAUUCGUGCAUCGCCGAUACGAUUCCCGUGGACUAUAUAGCCAAUGUCAUGAUUGUUUCAGCGUGGGAUGCACAUGAGAGAAGGUUGAAAAAUGACAAGCAAUUAAAAGUAUUCAACUGCUGUUCCGGUCUUCAGAAUCCAAUAGAUACAGGAAAUAUGAUGUCGAUUUGUUUGGAACAUAAUAAAAAACAUGAAAAAGAUAAAUCUAAAGCAAACACGAUGUUCAUAAUUCGUAAAAACUUUUACGUUUACUUUUUUUAUUUUCUGGUUCUGCAUUUGAUACCUGCUCUUAUAAUAGAUGUUUUUUAUUUUCUAUUGGGAAGAGAAAUGUUAAUGUGCACUAAUUUGAAGAAGAUCAAGCGUUUUUCGUCAAUAUUGAAGGUUUUCUGCUUCAACCAGUUUCUAUUCAUAGACAAAAACGUUAGGAGGUUACAUCAAGCCUUGAACGAAACAGAUAAAGUUCUGUUCGACUUCGACGUGAGAAAUAUACAAUGGAGAGUUUACCUUAAAGACUUUGUAAUCGCUUUGAAGGAAUACGAUAAAACAUCAAGGACCGUUAAAAUUUAGGAAAUAAUGUAAUCGAUGGGAAACUCAAAUAAACUAUUUAUUCUGCUGUAUUAUAUUAUGUAGACAUUGUUGGUGUCCAGGUGAAUGAUAUCCACCUAUAUUUUAAUCUCAUAUCUCUCAUUACAAAGUUGUUAAUGCCGUAGAAUACACACGAUAGGUAUACAGGUGUUGAUUUUUUAUUUCAAAAAUUUUUAUUUUCCUUGCGAGAGCUACAUAAACAUUUAGGUACGUCGAUAUCGAUGCCAUGUAUUUAAUGUUGUCGACUAUUUUACAAUGUAAUUAUGAAAGUAUAGUACAACUUUAUUGUUUAUACAACAUUUAUUUAUUUAUUUUUUUAUUUAUUUAUCAUCAACAAGUUUCAACAGCGUUUUACACAAUAUAAUCUAAUAUAAAAUUUUAAACGGUACUUUAGCCAAUUACAGAAACUCACUUUGUAUUCAAUUUAAAAAUUAAAAUGAUAACGUAGGGUAGAAAUUACAAAUUAACAAUAAUAUAAAAGAAAUACCAACAAAGAUUCAAAUUAAUUUUGCGAUACAUUAUUAUGAAAGCCCAGUAAAACAUUAUUUACAGUACAAUAAUAGAGUCAUAAUCAUAUUGUAAAAUAGUCAACAACAUUAAAUACAUUGCAUCGAUACCGACGAACGAAAAAAAUUACAAUUAAACAUUCACCUGGACACCAACAACGUCUUUAUAAUAUAAUACAGCAGAACAAAUAAUUUAUUUGAAAUUUAUGUAGCUGGCAACAUUUACGUCUAAUCAUUUUAAAAAUAUACAAGUGUGGGA